CAGUUCAGGUUAUGUUUUUCGAAAACUUGGAGAAAACGUCAUUAGAAAAAGGAAAAUUGUUUUGAAAACAUAAAUUUCUUAUUUUAUAUUUGUAUAUAAUUUAAGCAUACAGUAGAAUUAAUAUACAAAAUAUUUAAAAUGAUUGUGUCAAAUUUAAGAAAUCUUUUAAAUAUAGGAAAUCAAAAUAGCAAUAAUUUAGUGCCUAUUGUAAGGACAUUGGCUUUGGCUUCACAACCUAAACAUCGUGAAAGUGAAAAACCAAAAACUGCUAUAUUAAUGUUAAAUAUGGGAGGUCCAAGUAAAUUAGAUCAAGUACAUGAAUAUUUAUUACGUAUUAUGACGGAUCGUGAUAUGGUGCAAAUGCCUUUUCAAAGCUUUUUAGCACCGUUGAUCGCUAAAGGGCGAACUCCAGAAGUAAUGGAAAAAUAUAAAGAAAUUGGUGGUUGUUCUCCAAUUUUAAAAUGGACUAACAAGCAAGGCAAACUUCUUUGUGAACAAUUAGAUCAAGUAUCACCGGAAACAGCUCCUCAUAAAUAUUAUGUCGCUUUUCGAUACGCCGAUCCAUUAACUGAUGAAGCUUUAAAACAGAUAGAAAUAGAUGACAUUCAAAGGACAGUUAUAUUCUCUCAAUAUCCUCAGUAUAGUUGUGCAACAAGUGGCUCUAGUUUAACGGCAAUUUACAAAUAUUAUAAAGAAAGGGAGGAACUGUUAAAUGGAAUGAAGUUAAGUGUAAUAGAUCGUUGGAGUACGCAUCCUUUAUUAGUCAAAGUUUUUGCUGAAAGAAUUAAAGAAGAAAUGAAACAUUUUCCUAAAGAUGAACAAAAAGAUGUAACAAUAAUGUUUUCUGCUCAUUCACUUCCAUUGGAGGCAGUGCAAAGAGGUGAUUCAUAUCCUUCAGAAAUUGGUGCUACAGUUCAAUUAGUUAUGCAAGAAUUAAAAUUUUCAAAUCCGUAUAUCUUAACGUGGCAAUCAAAAGUUGGACCUGUAAAAUGGUUAUCUCCAUUUACAGAUGAAUCUAUUGAAUUAUAUACUAAAGUUCAUAAAAAGAAGAAUUUCAUUUUGGUACCAAUUGCCUUUGUUAAUGAACAUAUUGAAACUUUACAUGAAAUGGAUAUAGAAUUUUGUAAAGAUAUUGGCGAGAAGUUGGGAAUUAAUAUAAGAAGAGCGGCAGCACCUAAUGAUCAUCCAAUAUUUAUUAAUGCACUAACAGAUAUUGUUGCCACACAUUUAAAAUCUCAUCAAAUGAUUAAUCCAAAAAUGUUGACAAGAUGUCCUCAUUGUACAAAUCCUAAUUGUGAAGAAAGCAAAAGCUGGUUUGAACGAGUUUGUCAAGCUUAAUGCAAGAAAAUUAUUACAAAAAAAAAACGGUAUUAAAUAUUUGGUGAAAAUAAUGAAUUAUCAAUUAGAUAUUUAUUUUAUCUGAAUAAUUAUUUUUUGAAUUAAUUCAUUUAUUUGAAUCAAUGUUUAAUGGACUAUUUAAUUCUAAAAAGUAUUUGGAUGAAAUAAAUAUUUAUUUGCUAAUCAAUUUUUUAAUAAAACAUCAUAUGAAUGGAAUUCAUAAAUUAAUAUUCAUAUUGGAAUUAGAUGAUUUUGUUAGAUAUAUAUAUUUUAUAAUUCAAGAAUUUAUUGUGAUAGAAAAUAAAUAUAAAACUUUUUACUUUAAAA
Leptopilina boulardi is the source of this 1665-nucleotide messenger RNA. It is a transcript of the gene FeCH, whose product is annotated as ferrochelatase, mitochondrial. The record is from RefSeq and is a predicted model, not a curated record. Gene Ontology annotation, molecular function: protoporphyrin ferrochelatase activity. NCBI's taxonomy places the organism in Eukaryota, Metazoa, Arthropoda, Insecta, Hymenoptera, Figitidae. The transcript is spliced from 7 exons. Bases 139 to 1338 code for a protein of 399 amino acids. Gene Ontology annotation, biological process: heme biosynthetic process.